AGCUCGAAAUUCUCGAAUGCGAGGCGUUGUUCUGUGACAAUUCUGUUUCCUGUUUGUUUCUUUAAUACACAGCCUACGAUUGAACUGUAAUAUAGCACUUUUAUUAUACAGUUCAGUGAUACAUACCCGUUAUUUGGUUCACUGUGUGUAUGGCUGUAGUAACAGCCGCCGUAUUACCGGUGUCUACAUUCAGUGAGUUUGCAAGACCUUUAGCUGGUGCUGCGCGUGAGGAAAAGCUGUGUAUGUGCGUGUGAGUGUGUGAUGGCAGUGAACAUCCCAGGAGGUGACUCGGGAUGAUGUCAUGUCUUCUGUAAUAUGGACCCUCACUCUUCUGACGCUGGCCUCUUCGGGUUUGUGCGUGAUUCCCACUCCUGUGAACCUUUCCAUCUCCUCACGGAACUACAUCCACCUCCUGACAUGGGAGCCGGGCCCUGGGUCACCCGAUGGACUGAGCUACGGAGUGGAGGUGUACUCUCUGGGGAGUGAUACCUCGCUGCAUGUACCCGGGUGCGAAGAGGUGGUCUCCCCACUGGAAUGUAACCUGACUGAUGUAAUGCCCGAUCCCAGGGACCAAUAUUUCACCAAUGUUACGGCCAACCUGGGAAUCCAGAGCUCCACCCAAGGCAUGCUGGGGGCCUUCAGACCCAUGGAUGAAACCAUUCUGGACCCUCCCUUGCUGAACGUCAGUUUCUGUGGGCAAGCCCUGUGCGUGGGCCUGAGACCACCAUCCGGUCGGCUGCAGCAGGUCUACAGCUCACUACUCUACACGCUAAUGGUCAGCAACAGCAAGGACGGAGCACAGUACCCUUUGUCCACCAAAGGCCUGGGUGGUGAGAAGAUCAAGCAUGUGGAGCCAGGCAGGAAGUACUGUGUCACAGCAACAAUUGCCGGCAGAAAGGCAGACAGGAAGUCAGCCAGCAGCCAGCCGCAGUGUGCCGAACCCACGGUUUUGUAUUCUCCAGACAGGGAGAUUUCGUUAGCACUGAGUGUGCUACUGAUUACCUUUCUUGCAGUGAUGUUCUACCUUGGCUACACUGAAUGCAUCUGCAAAAGAAGCACCUUCCCAGAAAUUCUGAUUUUAUUGAAGUCUCAGGAUGUGCAGGCGCUUUUUUUGAAUUAUGAAGAAGAGGCGUAUUCCCUGGUGCACGUGGAGGCCUGGACCACGGCACCUCCUACGACUGGAGGCCAGGAGCAGGGGAGCAGCAGGAACAGCAUCUGUGAGGAGGACGGAGAGGCCGAGCCUACCGGAGACGCAGGGUAUGAGAGGAGACCAGGGAUGGCCAAUCACAUAUCUUGCUCAGGUGGCACCUCCUCUGACAACCCUCCGCCAGCGGCUGGUUAUGUCCUGCCAUCAGAAUCCCGCCGCGACGUCUCUCAGACCGGGACAGACAGCCAGGACUCAUCUGGGUGUGUGGGUGACGAUGGGCCGCUGUCUUCGUCUUUGGCCAGAGAAGGACCACUGUCUUUGGCCAGAGAAGGACCACUGUCUUUGGCCAGAGAAGGACCACUGUCUUUGUCCGGAGAAGGACCACUGUCUUUGCCUUUGACCGGAGAAGGACCCCUGUCUUUGCCUUUGACCGGAGAAGGACCCCUGUCUUUGCCUUUGACCGGAGAAGGACCACUGUCUUUGCCUUUGGCCGGAGAAGGACCACUGUCUUUGGCCAGAGAAGGACCACUGUCUUUGGCCAGAGAAGGACCACUGUCUUUGGCCAGAGAAGGACCAUUGUCUUUGGCCGGAGAAGGACCACUGUCUCUGUCAGUGGCCAAAAAUGAACCGUGGCCUCUGUCUUUGACCGCCACCGAAGUGCGUCCUGCUUCGGUGGAAGGCGGCGUUCAGGCAGACGAGGACGGAAGUGGCCUAAAUGUGAACCUGCUGUCUGUGAUGCUGGCCGGGCACGAGGAGGAGGAAGAGGACGAGGAGGAAGAGGACCACAAUAGGCCUUGUGUACAAACAGACCACGGGUACGAACGCAGGCCUUUCCUUCUUGGGGUAUCCUCUGUAUCUCCCCCUGUCCUCCCCAUAUCUGCUGCAGUCACAGAACCCUCCCACACACAAGCCUGUACCAUCUACUCACAGGAGGAUGAGGAAGAUGAUGACGAAGAAGAUGAUGAUGAUGAUGAUGAUGAAGAAGAGUUCUCAGGUUACAUGAGGAACUUCCUAAUUACGUCCUAAUUAGGAAACCUCACAACCCUCAAGCUGUGCCUAUGCGUGUGCUCAAAGUUCAAGUUCAGUGUUAAAAGGGGAUGCUUUUUCACAUUGACAAUUUCACAUGAAGCAUCAAACCAAGAAAAAAAAAAAUGUAUGAGCCAAUUUAGCCUUGAAAAUGAUUGCAAAAAAUUGCUAUGAUUACUGACAUUGUCUGCUAAACAGCCAUUGCUUUGCAAAAUGACCUAUAGUGGAAAUGCCGUAGUUGGGGUCCAUGAAUUGCCAUUGCUUAAAAGUGGGGUCAUGUCAUUAAAAAAGUGUCCUAUCGUGCUAAAACUACCAAUGCUACUGUCGUGUCUAGGAAAUUUCCCCUACACUAUAGUGCUGUGUUCAGCGAUUCAUCUGCUGUGACUCGUGUAUCCUUUCCAUUGUAAGCAGGCCUCUUCUAUUGCUCCUCGCCCUAUAAUGGCAGGUGUAGCUGUCUCAGACAAGUUUUGAAGUUCCGCGAAUCAGAGCUUUGUGUGUGCGAGGCUGCUUCAGGUCGUUGCUAGGCGUAAGCGAGUGAGACGCGAUCAGGACCCACUCCCUGGCCACCUUGUACAAGUCCCAUACCUCCGACGAUGUUUUAAAGCUGUCAUUUUCUCAGCACCGAAUCUGCACUGUUCUUCUAAUUUCAGCGCGUACAGACGAGCUUUGCGACUGGUGGUCAACAAAUAAAAUAAAAAUAAUGGGGGGGGGGGGGGGGGUUUGGACCAGGCCAAAACUUUGCACUGAUGUUUCUUGCAAGAAAUUGUACCUGGGCCCCAUCAGUAGGCUAAACCAAACAACAUGAAAGAGUAGUUUUACUGCAUGCAUCUAGGGCUGUGCCAGCUAUUACUGAGUACUGUGGUAGCCAAUUGAAAUGGAGGUGUUUAAUAAAUUACGGGGUAGACCCAUGCAUACGCACGGGCACAGUCGUCUUUUAAAGCACAGAGAGGAGACUAAUCUCGCCGUAAUGCCCUGUUUUCCGGGCCGUACAUUUCAACCUUUCGCCAACCGCCUGCUCAACACAGGCCUAAGGUGCGAGUUGCAGCCCAGCCUAUGGCAUAUUGUUAAUUUCUGGGCUUUCACAUAUGAUACGUGCAUGGUCAGCCGACUCAAUAGCCGAUUAACAGCUUAUGUGGAUCGUAUGCUGUCCAGUUUUUCUUUGAUAUAAAUCCCACAUUGGUCUAAUUGCAUUUAUCGUUCACUAUUGUUUUUUUUUUUUAUGAGCUUUGACCGAUACACUCGUAAAUAAGACCACAAUAUAAUGCGACAAGACAAGAAGAUUUAUCAGCUGCUGUUUAUCAUGGAAUGUGGCUAUAAAUUACAGAUCAUGUAAAUGAUUGGGCUAAUAAAGUAAAUAAGACCAGAAGUUGGUCUGAAAUCUAGAAACAGGUAUGGCCUGCCUUGCCCACCCUGGUCUAUGGUUUUAACAAGCACAGUCCUCCUGUGCAGUAUUACCUAAUUUCUGACACAGUCUAGGUGAUGUUGCAUAGCUGGAAAUUACAGUAUAUUGGGUUGAGACCAACUAUUUUGAAUUUAAUUUAAUGUUCAGAUAAGUCUUAAAAUAUUAGAACAAAGUUCAUGAUGAGACACAUUGAGUCAUUUAUCUCUGAUUAAUUUUUUUAUGUGAAUGUAGAGAAUAUUCCCCUAACUGGGAUUCCAGCGUGGUCUGGAUUCUGGACUGUUCAACAGUGCCCAGUUUUUCUAAACUUUUAAUCUGACACUUAAUCUUUAAUCUUUAAUAUGAUCCAGGUAAUGCUAUUUUUCAGUCCAGAAUCAUACUGAUCUUGAGCAAUCAACAAUAUACCAAUUGUUGGCAUAAAAACCAUCCUGAGUUUGCCUUGAAAAAUGCUAACAUAUUUACGCUUGAUUAAAGGUCGCAUUUGAUCUCCAAAACCUGAUCUAAUCGGAGGGAUUAGAAUGUCAAAAACAAUUUUCAUAUUUGAUCACAUUUAUCCUUGUCAUCCUGUCAGGCAAUUUUUGAAAAUGGGGAAACUAUUGCAAAAAGACAUUGGAAUUGGGUGCACAUGGUCUGUGCAGUUUAUAUUGUUAAGUGGCACUCUCGUGCUAAGCUAAAUGCAGCAACGUAUCAAGUAUUGUUGUUUGUCUUGUAGUAUUGUUACCAGUCAGUCUUAAAACACUGUUGACAUCAGUGGUCUUAAUAACAUUUCCCAUAACACAUAUUCAUUUGUUGACUGUUAUUACAGAAAAUGUGUUCUUAACUUGUCAAAACAACAGUAAGCCAGGGAUUUUAGUGUUUUUUUUCUCCUGAUUUUCAGUAUAACCACUUCCAUAACAUAUUCAUAUUUGUAAAGUAUUAUUAUUUUUCUAUGAAUAAAAUGAAAUAUUUGCACUAUAA
Molecule: messenger RNA, 4529 nt
Organism: Conger conger (European conger)
Lineage: Eukaryota; Metazoa; Chordata; Actinopteri; Anguilliformes; Congridae
Exons: 8
Coding region: 302-2173 (623 amino acids)
Molecular function (GO): protein binding
Source: RefSeq, a predicted model, not a curated record